Fraxinus pennsylvanica is the source of this 471-nucleotide messenger RNA. NCBI's taxonomy places the organism in Eukaryota, Viridiplantae, Streptophyta, Magnoliopsida, Lamiales, Oleaceae. The record is from the annotation of a GenBank genome assembly.
AUGAGUGGCUCAUACUCAAGAAUCAGACAAGUUAGUAAAACAAGAUCAAAUUCUAUAGAUCUUUCUGAUAUUUCUUUCCCAUCUCAUACACCAAGAUCCAUUGCUAAAAACACCACCAAAUCCAUGGAUAUCAAACAAAAAAGCCCCCAAAACAAUCCCAGAAUGCCGGAUUCGAUAGCCGAACACGAAACUGAGGAUGACAUAGGAGAGAUCUUUGGAGAACUCUUGAAGAGAAAAUGUUCUGUCCCUUCUCACAAGGACGUGACUGAGAAAUCAUAUAUUCAAACAGUGGUGAAGAGGUCGUUUUCUUUAAAGAAAUCUUCUUCAGUGUCUGAAGGGUAUAGUAGAAUCCAUCACCAGAUUGAUUUAACUGCUGAUCAUGAUGAUGAUGAACACUUGAAUUCACAGGCAAGAGCCAAGAAGAAGAAAGGCAAGAUUCUUCAAGCUUGUAGGCGUUUAUUUCGAUUUUAA